AAUCAGCAGAGCCAAAGUCGGCUGAGGUCCUUCUUCUAGAAGUCCAGUUGGCAAGGAACAGCGGAAGACCACAGAUCUAGCAAGGCAGCUGCUCAAAAGGUGGAAGAGGGACUGGGGGCUUUUGUGAAUAGAGGAGCUGUAGAGAGGGCUAGCUGAGAAGCAGGAAACGCAGAGUGCAGACCCCGCGAUUCGCCGCUGCUCCAUUGCACCAUGGCGUCCUCGGCGUUGGCCAGCAGAGCGGCAUUGGGCUCCGCGCUCGCCUUGGGCGGCUGCAGCAUAGCUUAUCAUCCUUCAAACACUCAGGUGGCUCUGCCUGCCAGGCGGACUACUAGAUUUGGCUCUUCUGGGAGCAGCCUUUUGGCUGUGAAAACCAGCAGUGCUUUCUUGGAUGGUGGGGCUUCGUCGCAGGCGCUGGCUAUUCCGGCUAGGGGGGUACAAGGAGAGCAUGGGAGCAGGGGUGGGGCGCUAGUAGUGGAGGCGAAUCUGUUCGGCAGGAUUGUCAGGAUUGUCAAGUCGUAUGCCAAUGCUGUUGUGAGCUCAGCGGAGGACCCUGAGAAGCUGUUGGACCAGACUGUGAUUGAGAUGGGGGAGGACCUUGCGAAGAUGAGGCAAGCAUCGGCACAGGUGCUGGCGUCCCAGAAGCAACUAGAGCAGCGGUACAAGCAGGCGCAGAGCAACGCCGACGAUUGGCUGCGACGCGCAAAGUUGGCGCUGCAAAAGGGGCAAGAGGAGCUUGCAAAGGAGGCGCUGAAGAAGAAGAAGGAUUACGAGGAGAAUGCGAACGCGCUGAAAGCGCAGCUCGAUGCGCAGAAGGGCGUGGUGGAUAAGCUGAUCUCCAACACGCGGCUGCUGGAGAGCAAGAUCAGCGAGGCCAAGAGCAAGAAGGACACGCUCAAGGCGCGCGCACAGAGUGCCAAGACGAGCCAGAAGGUGCAGGAAAUGCUGGGCAACGUCAACACGAGCAGCGCGAUGGCCGCAUUCGAGAAGAUGGAGGAGAAGGUGAUGGCGCUGGAGGCGGAGUCAGACGCGGUCGCGCAGCUCGGGACUGACGACCUGAGCGCCAAAUUCGCGCUGCUCGAGAGCUCAGAUGUGGACACAGACCUGGAAGCGUUGAAGCGGGAGAUGUCGGGGCUGGGGACGACGCAAACACGGGGGGCCCUCCCUGGGGGCCAAAGUACGCCCGGGAAGACGUCGGUUAAGGAUCUUGAGAUAGAGGCGGAGCUGAACGAGCUCCGGAAGAAGGCGAGCGACCUAUAGCGGGGCACGGGGGUGCGUGAUGAUUGACGAUAAUAAAGUGUCCAACUUGAGAGUGUCAGGCUUGACCACAGAGUGUAUAUUGAUCAAAUUGUGAGGCCAAACUCCUCUUAUGGUUGGCAGCGUGUUGCGUAUGCUAAGAUUGAGCCUCCUUUGGAUUGUUUAUCCAGCGCCUCUGACUCUGUGAGUGUCGAUGAUUGGAGUCACAAUUGCGAAGGCCCAGUGUAAACUGCAAAUUUAUGCAUAGGCACAACCACCUGGUCCAUGGGCAUCAUGUCUGCGCACUGUUCCGUGC
Klebsormidium nitens is the source of this 1549-nucleotide messenger RNA. NCBI's taxonomy places the organism in Eukaryota, Viridiplantae, Streptophyta, Klebsormidiophyceae, Klebsormidiales, Klebsormidiaceae. The record is from the annotation of a GenBank genome assembly.